AUGAAGUCAACCGAGUCGCUUGCAAUCCCGAGAAAGUCGUUUAGUAUGGUCAGAAUUCUAUCCCAAAUUCAUCCAUCAUUGAUGAGAAAAAGUGGCGCUCGCGUCAUCCGACGUUUGAAGAUGGACAAACAGUCUUCUGCGGAGCAUGUUGAGCAUCCCAAGAAGAGCCUUGAUAAUCCAGGAAUCAGCGAUGGCUCUGUGUUCAAAAUGGCCCUUCUUCAGAGAAUAACCGGAUCCUUCGGUGAUCCCCUGACAGCCGCAAUCGGGAAGAUGGUUGGCCUCGGUGGCCUCGGUGGCCUCGCUGGUUGGGCGUGA
Hyaloscypha bicolor E is the source of this 315-nucleotide messenger RNA. RefSeq lists its product as uncharacterized. Bases 1 to 315 code for a protein of 104 amino acids. The transcript is spliced from 2 exons. Lineage: Eukaryota; Fungi; Ascomycota; Leotiomycetes; Helotiales; Hyaloscyphaceae. The record is from RefSeq and is a predicted model, not a curated record.